AUGAUCGCCCUACCGCGGCCGGUAUCGGUCCAUUCACUUGUUAAGGGCCCAGCCCAGUUGCCAGUUCCAAGCAAAGCGACCCGCAGCACCAGUGCAGAGAUUCCCUUUCGUGAUAGCCUCUCGCUCCCCGUGGAGAUUGAGAUAGUCCCCGCAGUCCCCACUUCGUCCGGCCUCGGCAGAGACGAAGCUCAGCUCGCAAACCUGCCUAUUGAAAUCCACGAGAAUAUCCUGGAUCAUAUCUUCGGGGAAAGAGCGGCUGCGUCUUCCAAGACAUCUGCACAAAGUUGGAGCAAGGCAUUCCGGCAUCCGCGGCGCAAGGCCCUCUCAGAUCUCGCCUUGAUCUGCCGAGUAUGGACUCCACUCGUCCAGAGCCGCAUCUACAGACACAUCAAGGUGAAAGGAACCCAAGAUGGUUUAGCCGAAUGCGCACGAUGGUUUAUACUCAGUCCACAUCUUAUCCUGCACGUUCGUCAUAUUGAGGUUUGGAUUCCAGUCUGGGGCGACCGAGUCCAUCGACCAUGUGUGACUCGUCCGGGGCCAGUUCCAUGGGCAGAUCCAUCCGUUCAGGACUGGUGGGCGCAGCCAGAUUCCCAAAGCACAAACGAAAUCCACUAUCACAUCGCAUCGCGAACUGCUACACUGGAGGAAAUCUUUGAACUGGCCCAGGACUUCUUUACUGCCGCCCGUGUUCUCACACUUGAGGGAGGUCACUGUAAGAAUCCACCCAUGGUCCAGCAUUUCAGAAGACUUCCCGGUCGGUCUACUUCAUUCUUCAGCUUCCGGCGGCUUCCCGUGCUCAAAAAUAUUGAAACUCUCGUGAUGCGUGGUGCCUGGAACUUGAUGCGCGACUUUGAAGACUGGCAUCACAUCUCGCGGGCGCUUCCUGGCCUACGAGAAUGGCAUUGUUCCUACGCCCAACCCCAGCCGAACGCCUAUCUCACCAUGAUGCACAUCUUGAUCCGUCCCCCGUCUACAAUUCGACAUCUCAACCUGACGCUAGAGGGAUUUUAUAACAACAAAGACGCUACGCAGAGCUCGAUCCUCACUUCUCGGGCUGUGCUUCCACCAAUAUGUACCUUACUUGGCCAAUCAGCCCCACAUUUUGAGUCUCUUUCCUUCACAGGAAGAAUCUGCGCGUGCUUCUUCGAUGCCAUGAAAGCCGAAUUGGAGACGAUGACCACGGUAUCCCGCCUGGGGUCCCUGGACAUUGUAGUCAAGUCAUGCUGUCGCGAUGAGUCCGGCAAAAAGGAAGCUGCCACUAUAUCCCCUACCCAAGAACUGUCUGGAAUCAACAACAUGAACUUUAUCUAUACCUUCGAGUCCAUGAUCAUCGGAGCAGUGGAGAGCCUUGCCAGUAUGCCGCAUCUCGACUACAUUCGGAUUCGCUAUAUUGAUCUGGACUCGACCUGUCCCCUGCUCAAUCCUUACUUCCAACUUUCCAACAAUGAAUGCACCGGUCUAUGGAGUCAGAAUAUUCUGACUGUACUCCAGGCCAGCCGGCCCGACGUGCACUAUGUCGAGCUCUCGGACGGCAUAUACCCUCAAUAUGGUAAAAACAACCAAAUCGUCGGCGCCAUUUACCCUCGCGUUCGACCUCAGAGCAUCAAUGCAGCCACGUACAAAAUCAUCGCCGACGUCAACAAAUUCUAA
This is a messenger RNA of Penicillium nucicola, 1650 nucleotides long. RefSeq lists its product as uncharacterized. Bases 1 to 1650 code for a protein of 549 amino acids. The record is from RefSeq and is a predicted model, not a curated record. Lineage: Eukaryota; Fungi; Ascomycota; Eurotiomycetes; Eurotiales; Aspergillaceae. The transcript is spliced from 2 exons.